Hirundo rustica (Barn swallow) is the source of this 6050-nucleotide messenger RNA. RefSeq names its product malic enzyme 2 (gene ME2). Gene Ontology annotation, molecular function: malate dehydrogenase (decarboxylating) (NADP+) activity; malate dehydrogenase (decarboxylating) (NAD+) activity; NAD binding. Gene Ontology annotation, cellular component: mitochondrion. The coding region runs from base 30 to 1901 and encodes 623 amino acids. The transcript has 16 exons. Lineage: Eukaryota; Metazoa; Chordata; Aves; Passeriformes; Hirundinidae. The record is from RefSeq and is a predicted model, not a curated record. Gene Ontology annotation, biological process: pyruvate metabolic process; malate metabolic process.
CUCUCGCCGUGUCUGUGCCCGGCGCCUCGAUGUUGGCUCCAUUCAGUGGCGGGUUCCGCAGCUCCGGCGGGCGGGCGCUGAUCUCGCUCAGUAGGAACAGGUCCUCGGCCGGCAUCGCUCGGCGGUCAGCAGCCUUAGGAAGAGGUGCUCCAGAGGAAGGGAGGAUGCUGUCACGGCUGCGCAGGGCCGCGGUGCCCUGCGCGAAGGCGAAGCACAGCCUGCACACCAAGGAGAAGGGCAAGCCGCUGAUGCUGAACCCGCGCACCAACAAGGGCAUGGCCUUCACCUUACUGGAGCGACAAAUGCUCGGGCUGCAGGGGCUCCUGCCUCCCAAAAUAGAGACGCAGGACAUCCAAGCCUUGCGCUUCCACAAGAAUCUGGCAAAAAUGACCGACCCCUUGGAAAAGUACAUCUACAUAAUGGGCAUCCAGGAGAGGAACGAGAAGUUGUUCUACAGGGUGCUGCAGGACGAUAUUGAGCAGCUAAUGCCGAUUGUGUACACCCCAACCGUGGGCCUGGCCUGCUCCCAGUACGGACACAUCUUCAGGAGACCAAAAGGAUUAUUUAUCUCUAUCUCAGACAAAGGCCACAUAAGGUCAAUUGUGAACAACUGGCCAGAGAACGACGUUAAGGCUGUUGUUGUCACUGAUGGAGAAAGAAUACUGGGUCUGGGAGACCUGGGGGUGUACGGGAUGGGAAUUCCAGUGGGAAAGCUGUGUUUGUACACAGCCUGCGCGGGGAUACACCCAGAUAAAUGCCUGCCUGUGUGCAUCGACGUCGGGACUGACAACGCUACUCUCCUCAAAGACCCCUUCUACAUGGGGCUGUACCAGAAGAGGGACCGCUCGCAGGCCUACGACGACCUGAUCGACGAAUUUAUGGAAGCCAUCACGGACAGGUACGGCCAGAACACGCUGAUCCAGUUCGAAGACUUUGGAAACCACAAUGCUUUCCGGUUCCUGAGGAAGUACAGGGAGAAGUACUGCACCUUCAACGACGAUAUUCAAGGGACGGCCUCGGUGGCCUUGGCAGGACUGCUGGCAGCACAGAAAGCCACUGGGAAACCGCUCACCGACCAGAAAGUGCUGUUCCUUGGAGCGGGAGAGGCCGCCCUGGGGAUUGCAAACCUCAUCGUCAUGGCCAUGAUGGAAAGCGGCGUUUCCUACGAGGAGGCCUCCAGGAGGAUAUGGAUGUUCGACAAGUUUGGCUUGCUGGUUCAGGGCCGGGAGCAGGCGGUGGAUUCCAACCAAGAGCCGUUUACGCAUCAGGCCCCGGAGCAAAUACCAAAGACUUUUGUGGAGGCGGUGAAUAUACUUCGGCCUUCAGCUAUCAUCGGAGUUGCUGGGGCGGGGCGUCUCUUCUCGCAGGACGUGCUCAGAGCCAUGGCUUCCAUCAACGAGCGGCCCAUCAUAUUUGCGCUGAGCAACCCCACGGUGAAGGCCGAGUGCACGGCGGAGGAGGCGUACACGGUGACAGAGGGCCGGUGCCUGUUUGCCAGCGGCAGCCCCUUCGAGCUGGUGACUCUGAAGGAUGGCAGGACCUUCAAACCGGGACAAGGAAACAACGCUUACAUUUUUCCAGGCGUGGCUCUGGCCGUGAUCCUCAGCAGCGUCCGGCACAUUAGUGAUAAGGUUUUCCUGGAGGCUGCCAAGGCAUUGGCGGAGCAGCUGACGGAAGAAGAGCUGGCACAAGGCAGACUUUAUCCUCCACUGUCCAAUAUCAGGGAAGUUUCUAUUUAUAUUGCUGUCAAGGUGAUGGAGUUCCUGUACGCCAACAACAUGGCCUUCCACUACCCGGAGCCCGCCGACAAGAACUGCUACAUCCGCUCCAAGGUCUGGACCUACGAGUACGAGUCCUUCAUGCCGGACGUCUACGACUGGCCCGAGUCCAAGGUGCAGUGAUGCGCCGCACUCCUCAGGCAGCACCUCCUACUCUGCAGGGAUCCCUUCCUCAGACCAACUUAAAUCAUCAUCUUUGACUCCUCUAAUUUAUUUGCGCUCGUUUCGUUGCCUUUUUGUUGUUGUUGUUUCGGUUUUUGGGGUUGGUUUUUUUUUCCCCCCCUCCCCUUAAUGCCCUGUUUUUCACCUGAUUUCUCCCAAGUACCUGAUAAACUGUAUGGAUGACGGGCAUCUGCCACAGGGAUGAGAGAGCCCUCCAAAAUUAAUUUAAGUAAUAACGUUGCGUUUCUAGCUUAGAUCCAGCACCACGCUGAAGAAUUCCAUUAACGUGAUAUUCCGGCUACAUGCCUUUGAUGAUGAACUAUAGCUCUCUCAUCGCUGCCGAUCUCCAGAAUGUUUUAUUUCUGCCUUUAAUAAUCAGUCUUCUAAUUGUCCUGAUGUUGUCACGCCGCAUUAGCUGUGACAUCAAGGGAGGCCGCUUGUCACUUAAAAAAAAAAACCAAAAAAAAGAAAAAAAAAGAAAAAAGGCAGUUAAAGACAACUUCAAGAGUCCAACGGGGCUUCUGUUUUGUUUAAUGUUUAAAGAUGCCCGUGUCCAGACAUCCUUGUGGCACUGGCUGCUGUUUCCUUGAGGAGCAGCAAGAUGUACUUGUGUGGAGUCUGCAGCAAAGUUUGCAGUUCUGUUUUCAUCACUCCGUGAAAUCUGUUCUCAGGAAAAAAACGCGAACUAGUUCAAAUUGUCCUUGGAAGGCCUGAAAAUAAUAAUAAUAAUAAUCACUUAAUAGCUUUUAAAAACAAAGCCGCGCUGUCGCGGAAUAAAUUUUAUCGGGUAGAGGUGGGACCUGAAGUGAUUCACGGAAAUCUUUUUAGAGAUUUUACAAGGAGAUUUUACCCAAUGGACCGCAAGAUGAUGUACCAAAGGCUUUUUAUUUAAUUUUUUUAAAGUUUUUCAGUACUCUGUUUUGUCUAAGCCAGGCUGGUUGUUUUUUUCCCUCGGACCCCCUUGCUCUCAGAAGGACGCGUGUGCGAUGUUUUACGGCAUCGCUGACUCAAAAACUCCCAAGGGGCCUGGCUUCCAGCGAGCGCCCCGUAGGCAGCUGAGGAAGCUGGAGCAGAAAGCGCAGUCAGGCAGCUGUCGACGCGAGUCUGGCCCAACGUCCCCCGAGCUCCUGGUCCCGUAGCUUGCGGCCAGCGUGAGCGCCGCGCUCAAAAAGCUGCCCGUGCCCGCCAGCUCCGACCUACCCCCCUCGCGGGCAGAGGUUUGUCAGAGCUCUGCCGCCAGAACAGGAACUUGCCGCUGAGUUUCCCCUCGCCGGGGGCCAGGUUUGCUGCAGGCGCCGCGGUGCGGGCUCCCCGUGACGUGCCCUGCUCCCUCCCUAGGGACGGGCGGGCGAUGGACGCGGUCCGCCGCUCCCCCGGCGCGCAGCGAGGACGAGCCACGCGUCAGGGGCAGAAAUAAAGAUGCCCUGCUGUCCCACAGCCUGCUGCAGCGAGGCAGGAAAAGGAACAGGAGCAAAACAAACAGGUGGAGCGUCACCCAGAGAGAUAAAGCAAGGCUUGCUCGGGGUUUCCCCGUGGCAGGCACUGCUCUGGUACCCUCAGUUGUACAGCAAAAUGCACUCUCCACAGGACAGAGCAGAGAAAAUGGUCUCAGUACCCCCUCAGGCGCCUGCAGCCUGAUCUCUGGCUCUAAAAUCUAUAUUCAUACAAAAAACAGUGGACUUUGGGACGGCGCUGCCUAACUGGGGAAAGAAGACUGAUUAUGUAAAGGCAGAAAAGAGUGACGUGGGGAAAAACCUGUGGUGUUCAAGCUGUGGUAAAACGUUGUGUGGUGGUCAGAGUGCUCCACUGCUGCGUCCUGAGACGCACGUGGACACAAGCUUGCACUUGCAAGUAAACGUGCAACAGACACCAACACACACACAGGGUGUUUUUACAAAGAGUGGUUUUUUUCAUCUAUUUUUGCUAUGCCUCGUUUUUAUCGUAUUUAAAUUAGUGACCUUACUGAGGAAGAAAAAAAGAAGUAAUUAUUUAUUCAAUGUAUGAAUUAUUUUUGCCUUCUGAAAACCCAUCUCUGUCUGGAGCCUGUUGCGUUGUGCCAGUGGGGUUCUGCGUCACUGGAUUCCAGCGUACUGGGAACACACGCCUCCUCCCUUCUGCCAACAGUCCAGUUAGACAGACGAGUAACCAAAUCCACCCAAAAACGCUCUGAUCUCGCGUCCCAGCCAGGAGGGGUCGCGGAGGCAGGGCACCGGCCCCGAGCGCUGCCUCAGGAAAUAAAGACCCACCCUGCCAGCUCACGGAGUUUUUUAAGUCCACUCCCUCUUUCAUCUUUUCCAGUUUUUUUGGGUUUUUUUUUUUUAAUACAUAGGGUUUUAAGACACAUAGAUUCAUGUUCAGUUUUUCUUCAGGUACACUUAAUCCUUGAACUAAUUACAACUGCUAAUCUUGCUGGCUAGUAUGGAACCAUAUUUUCAUAUUCUACUUAACAUGAUCUUUUUGUUUUGUUUUGUUUCCUGGCUUAUUCAAAAUAUUUUCUGAUCCUUAUCUGUACAGAAAACUCUCUUAGACAGUAUGCAAAGGGAAACAGCUGUCACCAGGAUGCAUUUUGUCGUGUUACAUAGUGUAAGUUAAAAAAAAUACAACACCUAAAGGACCACCAGCGGUGUAGCUCGUCACGCGGCCCUGGUGACUUCCAAAACUAUAUAAAAAGAGUUUUCCAUGUCUCUCUGGGGAAUGCAGAACCCUUAUGAGAGGAUCAGGAACUUCACUGAGGUCAGUCUUUUCCAGGAUUUUUCCAGCCUCGCUUCCUUAAAACCAGCAGGAGCAGGACUGAGCCUCUUGGCAGCGACCUGUAGGAAGUGUUCAGGGGCGAGUAAAGGUACCCAGUGAAGCACAGCCUUUCUUCAUAAAAUACACGUGUUUUCGUCCAAAGACGCUGCAAAGGUUUGUGUGUUCCUGAGGCCUCUGCCCGGCUGCCAGCGUGCAGAAGGAGGCGAUUAAGAUGUUGUGUCCGAUCCAUUCUAAACCCCCAGCGCGACUCGUGGCGCGAGUUCCCGCUUACGUUUGCGGACAGCGAUGCAUCCUGGUGCCUCGUGCUGGUUUCCCAAGGUUCAAACCAAGCGACGCUUUACCUGCAGAGUGGUGUGUUGACGGGUUUCCUGUGGUCAGUGCAUGUCUUCCUCUCGUACUGUUGUUUCCGGCACGCUGUUUUUAUGGGGAUAAAAGUAACUCUUGUCACACUCCUCUGGUAGUACCUGCAAAGAUGAACGGCGACACCUUUUAGCUUCUCACUAGCAGCCCUCCGUGGUGACUGUUCCUGUGGGAGAGUGGGGAUCACUAUUGUACGGCUCCAACCCCGGUUUUACUUCAGCUGACCCUGGGCCUCGGGCAGCCCCGGCUGUUUCUCACCUGCUGCGGGCUCACUGCAGAAGUGCGGGGCUGAGCUCCUCUGCCCGGCACGCGGAGGUGCCCACGACUCCAACAUCAGCCUGGCAGCCGCUUGGGCUCACUCCAAGUGCUUCCCGCGUUGGAGAAACCUCUGAUUUCUGGACUCUUUCGGAUGGUGUCAUCCCGCUGCCCCAUUCCGUGACAGCCGUGGGUAGCGGGCAGGGACUGGUGUUACGUGGAAGGAGGGAAUCCGGAGCAAAGCUCUGGCUGUGCUGGCUUGGCAGCUGAAUUUGAGCAAAGCCGUUCAGCUGCCGCUGCUGAGGGCACAUCGGACUCUGUGCGGACCUGCCCUGCUCCCAAGAGACACGUCAGCACCGUAUCAGCACCCCGCGGGACUCCGGGCGAGUGCCGAGGACGAUCCAGCUCCGAACCCGCGCUUCCCGCGCCGCCGGCAGCUCUCCGUGGGGAUGGCACCGACCCACGGCAAGUCUCCGUGGGGAUGGCACCGACCCACAGCAGCUCUCCGUGGGGAUGGGAUGGCCCUGACCCACAGCAGCUCUCCGUGGGGAUGGCCCCGACCCACGGCAGCUCUCCGUGGGGAUGGCAUCGACCCACGGCAGCUCUCCGUGGGGAUGGGAUGGCCCUGACCCACAGCAGCUCUCCGUGGGGAUGGGAUGGCCCUGACCCACAGCAGCUCUCCAUGGGGAUGGCACCGACCCACGGCAGCUCUCCGUGGGGAUGGGAUGGCCCUGACCCACAGCA